AUGUCUCAAAAUCAGCCAUACGAUGAUGACAAGCAGAUGGACGGCUUGCAUGAAGAGAGGUUACUAUUACAACCGCAAAAUUGGAAACGCUUGCCGUUCAAGGAAGGAACCCCAAGAAGAAGCCUUGCAUUACAUGCUCUCACAUUCCUGCUUGCGAUAGCAAUCACGACCCUUCUCGGCUUCCUCAUCCGACCGUUCCCUCCACAAACGCCACGCAUGAAAACCCUCCACUGCGGUACAAAUUCCACUACUGCCCGAGAGUUGAACUGCACUUACGACGUUCUUUCCAAUAUCUGGGUACCGAAUCCAUGCCUCGAUAAGAAGAACCUCGACGACUUUAAGCGUCUUGCCAAAUGGCAAGCGUACGAGACACGCGAAGCUAAGCGCCUCCUUACUGAAGAUGAGAUGGGAGACGUGGUUGCACCCAAUACUUACUUUACGGAGAUUCGAGAGCACAUGGUGCACUGCGCGCUCAUGUGGCGGCGGCUGCAUCGAGGCUAUCAGGAAGAUCAGAAGUACCUCGACCUCCACGUAAGGGCAUUGACGCAUACAAAGCACUGCUCGCAGCUUAUGAUUGAUUAUCUGGAGAAGCCAAGAUCGGUCAUGGACCUCACUGUGUCGCAAACGUCACCAGGUUUUUCGAUUUGUCACCUUCCGGCUUGA
Molecule: messenger RNA, 663 nt
Organism: Alternaria atra
Lineage: Eukaryota; Fungi; Ascomycota; Dothideomycetes; Pleosporales; Pleosporaceae
Exons: 1
Coding region: 1-663 (220 amino acids)
Source: RefSeq, a predicted model, not a curated record